Penicillium nucicola is the source of this 192-nucleotide messenger RNA. RefSeq lists its product as uncharacterized. The coding region runs from base 1 to 192 and encodes 63 amino acids. The record is from RefSeq and is a predicted model, not a curated record. Lineage: Eukaryota; Fungi; Ascomycota; Eurotiomycetes; Eurotiales; Aspergillaceae. The transcript is spliced from 2 exons.
AUGACUCUCAAAUGGCUCAAAGACAGUUCCCAGGGUGCAUCAGCUCAAGAUGAGACCGACUCAGGUGUAAGCCCUGCAGCGGUGCACGAGCCUAUCCAGUCAGACAUGAAAAAGAUGGAGAGGAAUGCUUUGCCUCCUUUCUCCUCGAAGUGUCCUGUGACUGAUGAAAUUCCAAGACUCGAUCAAACUUGA